Molecule: messenger RNA, 1561 nt
Organism: Aspergillus caelatus
Lineage: Eukaryota; Fungi; Ascomycota; Eurotiomycetes; Eurotiales; Aspergillaceae
Exons: 4
Coding region: 62-1444 (460 amino acids)
Source: RefSeq, a predicted model, not a curated record
AUCUUUCUCUCCUCCCAUUUAUCUCAAAACUCAGCGCGUUAUAUGAUCGCAGACGCAGAAUAUGGCCCAGCACACAGUCGAUAAGAGAGAGCACAUGGAAGCCGGUGAAAAGACACAGUCCAGCCAUGACUACGACGCAGAACACGCCCACAAGGAGCAUGGAAGCGGACGAGGGAUGAUCGCAAGGUCUGCCACGCGUAUUCAUACGAAAAAAUCUCUCCUGGGAUGCGGUUUCGUAGCGCGCACAUUUAAUCAGAGUCGAGGUCCCCGUUCCGAACAAGAUUCCGAGUCCAAUUCGGAGCACGCAACGCAUCGAAAAAAUAAGUCAAUAUCGGGGGGUUCGCCUCCUAUGAAACCGAGCCAGAUCAUGGAUGAGCACCCGGAGCGCAAUCCCACCGAGCUAGGGGACCCGGAAGGUCUCCAUCCGUCAACCAAGGCCGAACCCGCCCAGAAUCCCCGAACGCGUGACGGUAAAGUUAAACAGAUGGAGAGCCAUAUCGUUGCCUUGGCGAGAGGAAUUACCGAAUUGGACAAUGAUCGAAAACGACUACAGGCGCAAGUUCGCUCUGCAAGGAGCGGCUCUUGGGUCACCAAAAGCAGCCGGCAAAUACGCGAAGAACUGUCGAGUCUUGAGGCAGCAAUGCGACAAUGGGCAGAAAAUUAUAGUGUCGGUGAGAUACGUGCGCUUGAUAGCUUGCCGAUCGAGGAGAAGGACGCCAUCCUGGAACGGUUGAGUGGAUAUUGCGCGCCAGUGGAUUGGAGGACACUAAUCAAGAAGGUGCCCACGAUGGCAAACAACAUCCCAGCCCUUCUUAUGCAGGCGCUGCUAGCCAAGGAUAUCUUUGGAUCCAUUUUCGCCAACCCCUUCUUUGCCUUCGGAGAGUCUAAAGAACCAUCAACGGCGCACUCUGCCCAAACAUUAUCUUAUUUAUACGCAUCGAUGCUGGAUGUCAACAAGGAAGAAGCCCACAUCUGGCGUUCGCAAACUCUCCGGCUUUUGGCCACACCUCCCCCGAACUCUGUGCACAAUGCACUAUUGCGCGCGAAGGUGGAAGCUAUUACUAGUGAGCUUGCGGUUGAAUUCCUCGCUGGUCCAGUUCAGUUACUCUUCCGAGACCGAAAUGAUUCAUGGGCGAUCCAGCGCAACCAGGAACUCUACCAGCUUUACCACACCGCGGGUGAAUUGGCCAUCUCCCUGUGGACGCAACGAUCCUUCAUGAGGUGUUACUGUCUGGAUGAGCUCCCUGUCUUUCGGGCAGAGCACCCGGUAAUGAGUGCACAUGCACUUCAUCGUCAACAUGGGAACGAUACAAGAUUAGACGGCAAGAAUGCUUUGAUUAUAGUGCAUCCGGCCAUUGUUGCCUUCGGGAAUGAAUAUGCUGAGCAUUAUGACCUAUGUAAGGUUUGGGCUAAGGGUAUUAUCCUGGUGGAUGAACACGCGUGAUGCGAAGGUUAUGAUGGAUAUCGACGCUAUCUGACGAGAAUAUUUACAGUGUAACAUAGUUAAUAUUAAUACAUACCCCAAUACAAUUGGCCACCUUGGGCUUUAUAUACCCACAAA